AACCAAUCAGCGUCACCGUCGUCACUGUACCACGCUUCCGCGAACCCAGCAGAACUGGAGAAGCCCCGGACCUCCAGGAUGCCGGGCGUGAGGCCCCCAACCGUCCUGCUGCUCUUCGAGGCCCUGGCGCUGACCGGGACCUGGGCUGGUCUGCACUCCCUGAGGUAUUUCUACACCGCCAUGUCCCGGCCCGGCCGCGGGGUGCCCCGCUUCGUCGCUGUCGGCUACGUGGACGGCACGCAGUUCGUGCGGUUCGACAGCGACGCCGCGAACCCCAGGAUGGAGCCGCGGGCGCCGUGGAUGGAGGGGCCGUGGGUGGAGCAGGAGGACCCGCAGUACUGGGACACGGAGACGGGGAAUGUUAAGGAAACCGCACAGAAUUUCCGAGUGAACCUGAACAAACUGCGCUCUCACUACAACCAGAGCGAGGAAGAGCCUCACACGUUCCAGUGGACCUACGGCUGCGAGGUGCGGUCAGACGGCACCUUCCACCGCGGUAUUGACCAGUUCGCGUACGACGGCGCUGACUAUAUCGCUUUGAACGAGGACCUGAGCUCUUGGACCGCGGCUGACAUGUCGGCUCAGAUCUCCCGGCGCAUAUAUGAAGCUGUGCAUGAGGCGGAGAUCCAGAGGAACUAUCUGGAGAGGGAGUGCGUAAAGUGGCUCCUCAGAUACUUAGAAAAAGGGAAGGAGACUCUGGAGCGCUCAGACCCUCCAGAGGCACAAGUGACCCGCCACCCCACUUCUGAGCAGGAGGCCACCCUGAGGUGCUGGGCGCAGGGCUUCUACCCUGAGGACAUCACCCUGACCUGGCGGCGGGACGGGGAGGACCUGACCCAGGACACGGAGCUGGUGGAGACCAGGCCCGCGGGGGACGGGACUUUCCAGACGUGGGCGGCAGUGGUGGUGCCGCAUGGGGAGGAGCGGAGAUACACGUGCCAUGUGCGGCACGAGGGGCUGCGGGAGCCCUUGAUACUGCGAUGGGAGCCGCCUCUUCAGACCACCACCAUCAUCAUCAUCAUGGGCAUCGUCAGUGGUCUGGUCUCGCUUGGAGCUGUGGCCGCUGCAGCUGUGAUGUGGGGGAGGAGGUGCUCAGGUGGAAAAGGAAAGAGCUGUGCUCAGGCUGCCAGCAGUGACAGUGACCAGGGCUCAGAUGUGUCUCUCACAGCUUGGAAAGCAUGAGACAGCUGCCCUGUCGGGGAAUGAGUGAUGGAAGGUUCCUCA
Messenger RNA from Phyllostomus discolor (pale spear-nosed bat), 1224 nucleotides. RefSeq names its product patr class I histocompatibility antigen, A-126 alpha chain-like. Bases 79 to 1182 code for a protein of 367 amino acids. Gene Ontology annotation, molecular function: signaling receptor binding; peptide antigen binding. Gene Ontology annotation, cellular component: external side of plasma membrane. The record is from RefSeq and is a predicted model, not a curated record. Lineage: Eukaryota; Metazoa; Chordata; Mammalia; Chiroptera; Phyllostomidae. Gene Ontology annotation, biological process: immune response; positive regulation of T cell mediated cytotoxicity; antigen processing and presentation of endogenous peptide antigen via MHC class Ib. The transcript has 8 exons.